AUGCGCACUUUCAUCACUAUCGCUGCUGCCCUCUUCGCCGGUGUCGCCUCUGCGACUAACAGCGAAGCUAAUGCCUUCAAGAACCCGGCUGGUGGUUACACCUUCACCGUCGGCGAGCCUACUACCUUGACCUGGAACGCCGAUGCCGGUACCACCGUCACUCUGCGCCUGCAGCACGGUUCGGUUUCGACUGCCAACUCGGGCACCAUCAUUGCUUCCUCCAUCGAUAACGACGGCAGCUACACCUGGAACGUCCCCUCCGACCUCGCCUACGAGUCCGACUACACCAUCGAGAUCAUCGACGACCAGGACACCUCCAACUACAACUUCUCGCCCCGCUUCACCGUGUCCGGCGCCGUCGUCGCAACCACCACCACCUCUGCCUCUAGCACUUCCACCUCUGCUACUUCCACCUCCACCACCGUCUCGACUACUUCCACCAGCUCCACCAAGACUUCCUCUUCUUCUUCCGCUACCCCCACUACCAUGACCACUUCCAGCUCCAGCGCUAGCUCCACUGCUUCGUCUACUACCCAGUCCAGCACUAGCGCUGCUAGCACCAGUGCUUCUAGCACUACCUCUGCUGCGUCGGUUCCUACCACCAACGCCGGUGUUGUCAACCGUGUUUCUGGGGGUCUGUUGGCUGCUGUUGCUGGUGCGGCUAUGUUGCUGUAG
Molecule: messenger RNA, 675 nt
Organism: Penicillium cataractarum
Lineage: Eukaryota; Fungi; Ascomycota; Eurotiomycetes; Eurotiales; Aspergillaceae
Product: GPI anchored serine-threonine rich family protein
Exons: 2
Coding region: 1-675 (224 amino acids)
Source: RefSeq, a predicted model, not a curated record